Messenger RNA from Paramisgurnus dabryanus, 6516 nucleotides. RefSeq names its product potassium channel tetramerization domain containing 8 (gene kctd8). NCBI's taxonomy places the organism in Eukaryota, Metazoa, Chordata, Actinopteri, Cypriniformes, Cobitidae. Gene Ontology annotation, molecular function: protein binding. Gene Ontology annotation, biological process: protein homooligomerization; regulation of G protein-coupled receptor signaling pathway. The record is from RefSeq and is a predicted model, not a curated record. Gene Ontology annotation, cellular component: signaling receptor complex.
UAUUACAGCCCAGUCAUCCUUACACUGAGUUAAGCUUAUGUAAAUGAGCAGAUCCUGUAAUGAGGGCGCAACUGUCUUUUUAAGAGGCAGUGACAUGUAGCGACACCUCCACCCCUUUUUCAUUCGGCAGAUGAUGUCACUGUGGCUUUCCUUAGACCUUGGACAAAUGAUGUGAGCCUCUGUGUGGAGUUCCUCCUCUUUACCUCUCUCUCUCUCUCCCUCGCUCUCCCUCUGUGUCUCCAUUCUCCAUAUCAUACUCCACUGCUCUCUUCGUGAACAGAGGGGCUGCCGGUGAGGAAACUUGACUCUGUCCCCUCUUUCCUUUCUUUUUUUCUCUCUAUGCCUCUUUUGUCCUCCAGCAGCGAUGUAGUCCUCUCUCUAACUUUAACAUCUCUUUGGCAAUGAAGCCUUGACGGACAUCUGUCACUCCACCUUUCUGGACAUCUGUGGAUUCUUUCCUUUCUUCUUUUUCAAAGUCGCCUCGUAUCUGUGUGCCUGGACCAUGGCCAUGAAGGAUAUCGUGCUCCCCAUCAGUGAGGUGUCCAGUCCGUACCCAGAGGUCGUAGAACUCAACGUCGGUGGCCAGGUGUACGUCACCAAGCGGUCCACGUUGGUCAGCGUACCUGACACCACCCUCCACACCAUGUUCACCCGUUACGCCCCGCAGGAACUUCCUCACGAUAGCCGAGGGCGCUUCUUCAUCGACCGCGACGGCUUCUUGUUUCGAUACGUCCUGGACUUCCUAAGGGACCGGCAGCUGGUGCUUCCCGAACACUUUCCGGAGCGAGAGCGUCUGCAGCGCGAAGCCGAACACUUUCAGUUGGGAGAACUGCUGAGGCUCCUGGGGCCACGCGUGGCCAAGCAGGGAUCUCUAAAUGAUGAGGGCUGUCAAAGUGACAUCGAGGAAAGUUCUCAAAGUAGCGAGCUGGUGACUCGAACCGGAAACAUCACAACGCACCAUGCGACUUUCUCCUCCGGCCUCGACAAGAGGUCAGGGUUCAUUACGAUCGGUUACCGUGGAUCGUACACGAUGGUGAGGGAUAACCAAGCCGACGCUAAGUUUCGACGUGUGGCGAGGAUCAUGGUGUGCGGGCGUAUUGCUCUGGCCAAGGAGGUGUUUGGGGACACACUGAACGAGAGUCGGGAUCCAGACCGUCCGCCGGAAAAAUACACCUCACGCUUCUACCUGAAGUUUACCUACCUGGAGCAAGCGUUCGACAGGUUGAGCGAAGCCGGGUUCCAGAUGGUGGCCUGCAACUCCACCGGAUCUGCUGCUUUUGUUAACCAGUACAGAGAUGACAAGAUCUGGAGCAGCUACACAGAGUACAUCUUCUUCAGGCCUGCCUGCAAGUCAGUAUCCCCUAAGCUUGAAUGUGAUGAGCCCAAGUGUGGGAAACUGCUAGAUAAGGCCAGUGAGAGCGGAGCGUCACUUAAUGAGCUCUCCACCUCCAGCUCUGAGACUCACUCUGAAGCCACUUCACCCCAGGACGGAGGACCGAUCCUGGUGUCACGCGGUGAGGUGGUCGGGGAAACCAGGGCCCCUUGCGGAGCGCUGCGUUCCGUCUCCCGGCCUCCGAGCACUCUCACUCUGGGUCGACCACCCAAGAAAGGUUCCUCUGUGCAGUGGAUGGAAUUACCGGAAAAGAGGAGGAACAGCGAGCUGUUCCAGUCCCUUACCAGCGGUGUGGGUUCGAGGGAAGGUACGGGGUGCGGUCUGACCCGAAGGAAAACCUUGGAGAGGCCCAGUGCAGAGGAAGAAAUGAAACAGUGUAUCCGAGAGUUCCGAAAGAUCAGGAUCCCGCCGGCAUUCCCGGAGCGCAAGCGACAGUGGCAGUCGGAACUGCUUCAGAAGUACGGUCUAUAAAGAAACCUCAGGGGGGAUGUUUUACAUGUCAUGUUUGUUCAAUAAGUUUGGAAAUGCUUAAAGGCCUUGAUGCACAUUGAUAAACAAAACUGUAAAAAAAAAUGUAAAGUGGGAAUUCGGAAAUCGGACUUUCACUUUGUUUGCAAAAACGGUUGACAGCACAAUUCAUUUACUAUUCAUUUCUUUGAAAUCUGAAUAAAAACAACUACCAAAAAAGUGAAGAAAAUUGAUUUGAAGACGUUGUUAAAGAGAUUCAUGAACUGAAAGCCAUUUCAUUAAUGUCACUUAUUGUAAAUACUAACUCCAGAGAUCUUGUACUGUAUAAACUAUUGAAUUGAUUCUGUUGUCUUUGGUGUCAUGUGCCAAAGUGAAAGCAGAACUGAAUCCUUGUGUUGUCUUGCUGGACAAACGCAAUUUACUUGAACUGAAACAUAACAUUAUUUCAUCAUAAGUCCUUCCAAAGUCAUUAGUAGGUUUACAUAUAUCACAGCCACCGCACUAGCCAUCAGGUGGGUUCGACUUGAUGUGGCACCACGCACAGUCAGACCAAGAGCAAGAUCAAAGUAUCCUGAAAACGAUUCGCAAAAUCAAAAUCAAAAAUGAACAAUUGAACAAAUAUCAGCAUGAUAACAACUACCUUAAAGGACCAAAACCAUCUAUCGGAAUAUUUUAUUGGAAGUGUAAAUAUUUUUUUAUUAAGAGCCGAGUCCCGUUCGUUUGCAUGGAGAGGGCGGGGUUUAUGACUUGUACUGCAGCCAGCCACCAGGGGGCGAUCAAAGAGCCACCAGCUUCACUUUUCAAGAUGCAUGAGGCACACCUGAUAUGGACUCAUUGGCCCUGUCCCAAAUGGCACACUCCGGACUUGUGGACCUCCUCAAAGUCCACACUUUGAUGACAUCAUGUAGUACAGACCCUUGACGCGAGUCCAAAAGGGCGCACCGGAGUCGUAUUUUGGGAAAGACUCCAGAGUCACACCGGAAAUAGGAAGAGAAGUGUGAACUUCUCCCUUCCAUCAUCUGAUUGGUCUGAUUCCUCUUUCGCAAGGACUUCUGGGUUGGUAAAGUGCGGAAGCCUGCUGCAGUGAAGACCGCAUCAAGGGUGCAAAGGGGGCGCUGAUGAGCACACUAGUGUAAAAAUGACAGAUGGGACAACCUACGGACUCGUAGACUAAGCGAGCACGUGCAAUUUAAGGCCAUCAGACUGAAAGUCCACAUGAAGUGCGCCAUUUGGGACAAGGCCAAUAAAGUGAGUAGGUUCAAUAUCACUGGUCUUAAAGGGAUAGUUCGGCCAAAAAUGAUAAUAAACCCAUGAUUUACUCACCCCCAAGCUGUCCGAGUUGCAUAUGUCCAUCGUUUUUCAGACAAACACAUUUUCGGAUAUUUUAAAAAAUGUUUUAGAUCUUUCAGUUGAUUAAAUGUAAUGUUACGGGGUCCACCCAUAGUCCACGACCUUCAAGUCCAAAAAAAGUGUGUCCAUCCUUCACAAAUUAAAUCCAAAAGGCUCCAGGAUGAUAAAGAAAGGUCUUCUGAGGGUAAUCCGCACGGUGUUGUUGUAGAAAUAUCCAUAUUUAAAACUUGAUUAACGAAAAUAAAUACCUUUCGGUAGCGUAAAAAGUGGGUGGGUCUUGUGCCACCCACAUGGUUCCUACACCCAUGCUUUGAUGUCAUCCGCCUGUCAGUCUACGUGGUGCCACAUAAAAUCGAACACAAAUUUCUAACGAAGAAGACACAGGCUGUUAUCCAAACAUUUAUAGCAAGGAAAGCCCUUAUACUUGGAAGCGGCCAAAUAUGAGGUGCUUCUGGGAGGUUUUUGCAUCUUUAAAAAUGAUCAUGUGACUUACGCACGCCAUGUGACCUGUAUAUGUGAUAAAACUGUUUCCAUUGCAUUUUUGCGAUAAAUAGUUUUUUCGCAUAUAAAACGUUUUUGUAAGUGUUUCCAUUGGGCCUAUUUUCACGCAAUUUGAAGGGUAAUAGAAACAGAACUAGUGUUGUGGUCGCUGGGACUCGGGUCAUGUGCCAAUCAUAUCUAAAUAAAAACAAAAAUUCGGUAGAAGAUGAGAGAAGUAUUUCCAGGAUUUACUAAUAAGCCAUUGACAGAAGCUACACUGUAAAACCUAAAAGUUAACUCAACACAAACCAUUUAAGUGAACCGGUUGCAUUAGUUUUAAAACACAUACAUUUUAGUACUGUGAACUAAACAAAUUGAGUCAUAUGCAGUUAUGUACUUAUGUUUAAGUUUACACUACUUAAAUAUAAGUGCAUAAUUGCACAUGACUCAAGUUCACAGUACUUAAAGGUAUAGCGGAGGAUUUUCUCGAAUUUUAGAAAAGAACCGCCUUCUCCACGUUUUUAAAAAAUGCAAUUGCACAACACUCCUGAUUGACAACUAGGAGGACCAAUAGUGUUGAUGAUCCACCCGGAAAUAGAAAAUCCUCCGCAAUACCUUUAAAUUUAUGUGUUUUAAAACUUAAAUGGUCUAAUGCAACCGGUUUACUUAAAUGGUGUGAGUUAAGUUAACUGUUAGGUUUUACAGUGAUACAAUACACACACUAUGUUUUGUUUAUGCUUGUAAAGUCACGGCUUUAAACAGGACAGUAACAUAACAUACAGUAUGAGUUUCCCCAAAAUACAAUACACUGUAGUUCUGACCUGUUGAGUUUGCACAAAGUGAGGAUUUUGUCCUGUACAUAACUAAAGUCUUUGUGUACAGAAGAGGAUUAAAUUCAGAAAUAAUCUAUCUGUAUGUAUACUAGAGCGAGAUAAAACACUCAAAAGAGGAGUGAAAGCCUUAUUUCACUGCAGUUUGUACCUGGCCUGUAUGAUGUAAUUGAAAUUCUAGUCUUACCUAUAUCUGUGAAUUGUAUAUUCGGACGAUAUAAAUAUAUAAAAGUGAAGUAUAUAUUUGCUGAGAUAUAUUUAGAAUGAGCUUGCAGUGUUGAUCAGAUCCAAUGGGGAUGUGGGAAUUUUAUAUCAGCUACAGUAUGUAGAUAAAGUAUAUAAUAUGACUUUUUCCUCAUUACAACACUGUAGAAAUUACAGUAUUUUUGGCAGCUGUUUGCCAGUAACUUACUGUAGAUUUAAAUGCAGGCUUUUUACUGGCAACAGUUAGUUCAUAGUUAAAUAAACUUUAAUCAUUAACAAGUCUUUAUCUUUACAGAAUAAAACUAAAAUGACAGCCUCAUGCAAAGCAUUCUGGGAACCAAAAUCUAAAGAAAAAAACAUUGAUGAGGAUUUCUGGUUUCCAGAAUGCUGUGCAUGAGGCUGUUAUUUUAGUUUUAUAAAGAUAAAGACUUGUUAAUGUUUAAUGUUCAUUUAACUUUGAACUGUUGCCAGUAAAUAACAUAAAUGUAAAUUUACAGUAAGUGCUAAACAGCUCAUAACUACAGCAAAUGUUUUACAGUGAACCCUUUGUUAGAAAGAUUAAAUGUUUACAUUUUAUAUAUUUGACCGGCCAUCAUAAAAACUUGAUCUCUUGUAUUUGAACGCUGUUUUCUCUGUUGUCUCGGGGUGGUACCUAAAAACUGCACGUUGCCUGGACUGCUUAGAUAUUAUAUGUGACCCUGAACCACAAAACCAGUCAUAUAAUUGAGAUUUAUGCAUCAUCUGAAAGCUGAAUAAAGCUUUCCAGUGAUGUAUGGUAUGGAUAGGAUAGGAAAUCUGGAAUUUGAGGGUGCAAAAAAAUCAAAAUACUGAAAAAUAUUGCCUUUAAAGUUGUUUGAAUAAAGUCGGUGGCUACACAUAUUAUUAAUGAUAAAUAUAUUUUUGAAAUAUUUACAAAAAUAUAUAAUUUACAAAAUAUCUAAAAUGAACAUAAUCUUUACUUAAAGUCCUAAUAAUUUUUUGGCAUCAUUUUGACCCAUACAAUGUAUUGUUGGCUAUUGCUACAAAUAAACCCGUGCUACUUAUGACUGGUUUUCUGGUCCAGGGUCACAUGUUAUGUGCACUUCAUUUUGUAAAGUGGUUUGUGUGUCUGUGUGUUUGCUUCUGUCCACAAGCAGUCAUUUAUGUGAAUUUUAUGAAGGACUUUUUUAUAUUACGAGGUGAUUUUGGAACCUCAAAGAAAUGAAACCAGAAAAUGUGUUACUGCAGACCAUAAGCUUGUCUUUUUCCAGGAUGGGUAGGGACCUCAUAGGGGUCUUACAUGGGUGGCCCAGGUUGCUUUCCCUAAUGUUUAAUUUUUGGUGUGCUUAACAUAAAUUAAAGUUUAGCGUAAAACUGAGCCAAGAAAGAUUUAUUCCGAUAUAAAAAUGGAAAUAACCACUGGCAUUGAGCCAGUACCUCAAUCCACAUCUCGAUAAAUAUUCUGCGUUGUCAUCUCUAGAAUGAUCUUUCCAUCUGCCAUAGGCUGAAUUUCCAUCGACGUUUCCAUCUUAAUUAAAACAUGAAUUUGAAAAAUGAGUUGGCAGUCGUUCAGAUUGAUGUGUAAGGUGUUUUGCGCACAUUUAAAGCACAUAAUUCUGUAAAUGCUGGUUUGAGACGUGCCGUCUCGAUCCAGGACACAGGUUUGAAAAGCACAAGGCUCAAUUGACUCUGUUUGAAGUAUGUUUUAUGGGUUUCAAUCAGACUUUGUCUAUUGUUAAAGAAUUUGUAAAGACGUUAAUUGUUCUCUUUUAAUUUUCCUCAAUGUCCUCUAAUAAAAGUUAUGUUACGAUG